AGUGUUCUGGUAUAAGAAUUCGAGAGCCAGUCCUGGGCGCACACUCUCCCUUGUGUAUUUUUUAGGUUGUACUUUAGAUUUAUUUACGGUAAGGUGGACCAGCGGUGGCCACUGUUACAAUCAGGUUAUCCACCAACUACAGGCUGGCAUUGACAGACGGGACAAAAUGCAAAAUGGCUCACAUGGUGGCAAGUCCAGAACCGUGAUUAGAUCCCCUCUGCAGUUUGAAUUCAACAAGCAUCCCAGGACAGGGGAAAUGCCACAAUGAGUACAGGCGAGCAGGUAGGCCUACCAUCUCUCUAGGAAUUUUGCGCUUUUCACCUGAACAUUUCCCUUCCAUUUUACUAACGGAACAAACCCCACAAUGGGACUGUGCUACAGCCUGCGUCUUAGUCUUGACGAAUCCAGUGACACCGAGAAACCGGCGGACUGCUCUGUAUCGUUACGUUCCAAGGACCUUGACCACGAGGAUACAGAGGCAUAUAAUGACAUGACACUGCCCAGUGGUUGUUGGUGUCGCCGCGGGGGCCCUAGCAAAGGCAAGCCGAAUGCACGAGAUGCCCGUAGAGGGGACACGACUAAAGGCGUGCCCAUACAGAAUGGGGACAAUGUUGUAGCUGACCGCAGCCAGCGGCAACAUUUGCUGCAGAAGAAGCUCAGCAAACAGAAACAGAAAACCUUGGACAAAAAGUUAUCGGAGGAGAAGGAGGUCAAAAAACAGGCGAAGAAAGUCAGUAAACAUAUUGACCGAACUCUGAAGGAGCAGAAACGGGAAUACGAGCAGACGCAUCGUCUGCUUUUACUCGGGGCCGGAGAGUCUGGGAAAAGUACGAUUGUCAAGCAGAUGCGGAUUCUGCACGUCAAUGGCUUUAAUGCAGAGGAAAAGAAACAGAAAGUCCUGGAUAUUCGGAAAAAUGUGAAGGAUGCCAUUGUGACGGUAGUUUCGGCGAUGAGCACGUUAAUACCCCCAGUUCCAAUAGGCAACCCAGCAAACGAGUCCAGAAUUGACUACAUCAAAAGUAUAGCACCUCUCUCGGACUUCGACUACACAGAGGAGUUCUUCGAACAUGCCAAGCAGCUCUGGGACGAUGAAGGCGUGAAGGCGUGCUUCGAGCGCUCCAACGAGUACCAGCUCAUCGACUGCGCACAGUACUUCUUGGACAGAAUUGAGUCGGUGAGGUCGAAUGACUACACACCAACAGAUCAGGACUUGCUUCGCUGCCGAGUUCUGACGUCAGGGAUUUUCGAAACAAGAUUUCAAGUCGACAAAGUGAACUUUCAUAUGUUUGAUGUUGGUGGCCAGAGAGACGAGAGGAGAAAAUGGAUCCAGUGCUUCAAUGACGUGACGGCCAUCAUCUUUGUGGCGGCAAGCAGCAGUUAUAACAUGGUCAUAAGGGAAGACAACAGCACCAACAGACUCCGGGAAUCCCUGGAUCUCUUCAAGAGCAUCUGGAAUAACAGAUUUUUACGGACCAUUUCAGUCAUCCUGUUCUUGAACAAGCAGGACAUGCUGGCUGACAAGAUCUUAGCAGGGAAAUCCAAACUUGAAGACUACUUCCCUGAGUACGCUCGCUAUACUGUGCCGGCCGAAGCCGUUCCAGACCCCGGAGAGGACCCUAAAGUGACCCGGGCCAAGUUUUUCAUCCGAGAUGAGUUUCUUAGGAUCAGCACGGCGAGCGGCGACGGAAAGCACUACUGCUACCCCCACUUCACCUGCGCCGUGGACACGGAGAACAUCCGCCGCGUCUUCAACGACUGCCGAGACAUCAUCCAGAGGAUGCACCUGCGCCAGUACGAACUCUUGUGAUUGGUCGCAGCCCACCAUCCAGUCGGCUCUGGGCCAAUCCCGGUGCAGUUUGUUUCCACUCCCAAAACACAAGUUCCUUUCACCACAGGGACCAGGAGAACUACUGAAGCAUCACAAUGCUGUCAUUUUGUUUGCCAUUGUUGGAUUUAUUUUGUUCUUUAAUUUUGGCCCAUUUUUUACUCUUAUUUUGUAGGUAUAAGUGGGGAUGGGAAAGGAUGUGUGUGUGUGCCUGUCUUUUAUUUCAAAUGCCUUUAUUCUGCUCAUUCCACUAAGCCUUUUUAGACAUCUUGUUUUGUAGUUUUUGAUUUGAACUAGUCUUCUGUAGUUUCUGUUGUGGUUGGAUCUGGACCAGCUGAUGUUGUCAGAGGGUGUGUGUGUAUGUUUGUGUGUGUGUGCGUGAGAGAGUUGAGGUAUCUAAUGAGGUAACUCCUGUGUGUGUAUGUUUGUGUGUGUGUGCGUGCGUGAGAGAGUUGAGGUAUCUAAUGAGGUAACUCCUGUGUGUGUAUGUUUGUGUGUGUGUGCGUGAGAGAGUUGAGGUAUCUAAUGAGGUAACUCCUGUGUGUGUAUGUUUGUGUGUGUGUGCGUGAGAGAGUUGAGGUAUCUAAUGAGGUAACUCCUGUGUGUGUAUGUUUGUGUGUGUGUGCGUGAGAGAGUUGAGGUAUCUAAUGAGGUAACUCCUGUGUGUGUAUGUUUGUGUGUGUGUGCGUGAGAGAGUUGAGGUAUCUAAUGAGGUAACUCCUGUGUGUGUAUGUUUGUGUGUGUGUGCGUGAGAGUUGAGGUAUCUAAUGAGGUAACUCCUGUGUGUGUAUGUUUGUGUGUGUGUGCGUGAGAGAGUUGAGGUAUCUAAUGAGGUAACUCCUGUGUGUGUUGGUUCCAGAGUUGGAAUCAACCUUCCGACACUCCUUUGCAUGGAUUACUCCGCUUUGCUCACUCUCUCCCUCCCUCUCUCGCUCUCUCUCUCUAUUCUGCUCUGAGUACUUGAUGAAGGAGUGGGGCGGUGGGGCGGGCAGGAGAUGUAAUGCACUUUGCAUCAGGUAACUUAACGCCGUCAAGGAAGUAUACACAUGAUGUAGCACCGAGAUAUUUAUUACUCUGUCACUUUUUAUUUGGGUUUGUUUGUUUUUAUUGCAACAUGAUGGAGAGAGAGGCUUUCAGACUGCCUUUGUGUGGAUGCUGAGAGCCGUAGAAUUAGCAUAGAGGGGGUGGGGCUUGUGGGAGGACCAGGAAGAGGCUGGGAGUUUGAGUCCAAUGCACCUCCUGCCGUAGAGCAGCAGCAGCAGCAGCAUUCUGCCACGUGUCUAGAUGGAAAGAGAAAUACCACACUCACUUUGAUUUGCCCACAGACAGUCCUUUUUGACUUAGAUCCUCUUGGGCAAUAGUUCUAUAUAUAUAUAAAUAUAUAUAUAUAUAUAAUAUAUUUUUGUUUUUGUUUAUUAUCUUGCACACUGUGCAAGGUUGAUUAUCUUGUACAGACUGCAAAAUGUAAUGUUAUUUUGUACAACUUUAUUGAGAGAAACUUAUUGUAGAAUAUCUUUGUGCCUUGAUAAUGGCUGUACCUGUAAAUUGAGCUCUGAUGUAUGUUGUUGACUGCGCUGUACAGCUUGAUGUCAAACUCUCUCUGACAGUAGAGACUGCAGGCAGGGAGUUUCUCUCUCUCUCUCUGUAGAGGUUAGAUUUUCUGGUUUAUAAAAAUGGAAAAUGUUCUUUAGUAGAAAAUGGCGGAAAAAUUUGUGCGGUGUAAAAAAAAAACACAAAUCCUGUAUACAUUAUGCAAAUUAACCACUUACCUACCGCAGUGACCCCAGGUCGCAGCCAGAGACAUGCCUUCAUCCUCUUUCGUUUCGACGGUGAAAAUGUAUAUUUUUAUUUCUGAUUCUCAGCUUUAAUACAUUGGAAGAUCCAUUGACGUGUCCAAAUCGCAACCUGGCGUUGUUUUACUACAGUAGGAAGCAUCUUUUUAGAUAUGAAGUGUGUAUGAGAUGUAUACAUGCGCGUGCCAGUAAAUGUGUGUAUGUGUGCUUCAAAGCAUGCAUGUACUGUAAAACAUAUAUACACACACAUGUACUCAUGCAUUGUAUAUGUACAUUGUACAUGUGCAUUUUAUAUUAAUAUAUGUACAUAUACAUUUAUAAAGAUAUACAUAUAUUCUAUAAAUCUAUAUGUACAAUUAUACAUAGUAAUGUGUGUGCCUAUGCGUAUACAUAUUUAUGAAUGUCUAGAACGUAUGUAUGCAUACAGAUGCAUAGGCAUCAACUUAUAUAGAAUGAGACGAGAUGAUAAAGUAGUGAUCCUUCGGUCAUAGAGAUCCCUUCACAAUGGCACAGGCAUUGUGGGCACAGUUAGACAGGAUAUUCUUUACACUGAACAGAAGCUUUCAAUGUGCAAGUCUAUUCUGAGAGCGAGGAGGUAGAUGUGAUAACGUUUGUGUUUUCAGGCCUUUAAGGAAUACAAAAAGUAUUUUUAUUUUAAUAAAGAGGCACAUCAGAAGA
This is a messenger RNA of Salvelinus namaycush (lake trout), 4296 nucleotides long. RefSeq names its product guanine nucleotide-binding protein G(olf) subunit alpha. The transcript has 12 exons. Bases 365 to 1807 code for a protein of 480 amino acids. Gene Ontology annotation, biological process: adenylate cyclase-modulating G protein-coupled receptor signaling pathway. Gene Ontology annotation, molecular function: GTP binding; GTPase activity; G-protein beta/gamma-subunit complex binding. Gene Ontology annotation, cellular component: heterotrimeric G-protein complex. Lineage: Eukaryota; Metazoa; Chordata; Actinopteri; Salmoniformes; Salmonidae. The record is from RefSeq and is a predicted model, not a curated record.